GUUUGUGGAAUCUUGCUUCCCUUUUUUCCAAUCUUUGUUUAUUUGUGUUGAUGCCCUUUGCCUUCUUCUUUCUGGAAUCAGAAGGAUUUGCUGGCUUAAAAAAGGGGAUCAGAGCACGUAUUUUGGAAACACUUGUUAUGCUUAUUCUUCUUGGGCUGCUUGUCCUUGGAAUAGUGUGGGUGGCUUCAGCUCUCAUUGACAAUGAUGCUACCAGUAUGGAGUCUUUGUAUGAUCUUUGGGAAUUCUACCUCCCUUAUUUAUAUUCCUGUAUAUCGUUGAUGGGAUGUUUAUUACUUCUCUUAUGCACGCCAGUGGGGCUUUCACGAAUGUUUACAGUGAUGGGUCAGUUGCUGGUGAAGCCAACAAUCCUUGAAGACCUGGAUGAACAGAUGUACAUCAUCACCUUAGAGGAAGAAGCAAUCCAGAGGAGGAUAAAUGGUGUGUCUUCUACUAUGGAGUACAAUACAGUGGAGCUGAGACAGGAACUUGAAAAUGUGAAGAGCAUGAAAACAAAAUUAGAGCGGCGGAAAAAAGCUUCUGCGUGGGAGAGGAAUUUAGUGUAUCCAGCUGUUAUGAUACUGCUGCUCAUUGAGACGUCCAUCUCAGUCCUCUUAGUUGCCUGCAACAUUCUUUGCCUGUUGAUUGAUGAGACUGCAAUGCCAAAGGGAUCAGGGGGGCCUGGAAUAGGAAGUGCCUCCCUAUCCACUUUUGGUUUUGUGGGAGCAGCACUUGAAAUCAUUUUGAUUUUCUAUCUUAUGGUAUCCUCUGUCGUCGGCUUCUAUAGUCUUCGCUUUUUUGGAAAUUUCACUCCCAGAAAGGAUGACACAACUAUGACAAAGAUAAUUGGAAACUGUGUGUCAAUCUUAGUGCUCAGCUCUGCUUUGCCAGUGAUGUCGAGAACACUGGGAAUUACCAGAUUUGAUCUGCUUGGAGACUUUGGAAGGUUUAACUGGCUGGGAAAUUUCUACAUUGUGUUAUCUUACAAUUUGCUGUUUGCUAUCAUGACAACUCUAUGUCUGGUCAGAAAGUUCACCUCUGCUGUGCGAGAAGAGCUCUUCAAAGCAUUAGGUUUAGAUAAACUUCAUCUGUCGAACAAUGCAAGAGACUCUGAGACAACAAAGCCUUCUGCAAAUGGGCAUCAGAAAACACUGUGAGAAGCAAUCAUCUUCAAUCAAUAGAGCUGAAAACGUCAACCUCAUGACAUUCCUGUCAUCUUCAUCAAAAUAUCUUUGUAUUAAUUUCAUUUGUUAAUUUUGGGUCCAACCUUCUCUCACUUUUCACACUGUGUAUUUCUGAGAAACCAAGCUACUUCCGAUUCUACAAUUUCUGAUUUGUUUUGGUCCAUUUUGUAUACUCCCCAGUCAGUUUAUGCAGGAGGUGCCUUGAAGACUGGAAGCUGAGAAAAAAUAAUGAAUUCCUGUUUGGACAGAGUCUCAUAUUUCUAGAUAUGAUGCCCUACUACCAUGUUAAGUGCACAAUACCUUCUCUGUGAUAUAAAUAUAAUGCUGGUGAACAACUCUGAGACUUGGAAAUAAAGGGUACAUUUGAAGCCCAAUAUAAUCCUAAUUAGGUAUGGUUAGGUGUAUAUAACAGCAAGUCACACUUCUUUUCUACUAAGAAUUCAUUAAAAAAUUGAAGUAAUUUGGAGAGAUCACUGUUACUUUCAUACAGGAUUCACUAGGCUGUAUGUAAUGUUUGGCAUCAUGAAGCACUCUUACAGACCCAGUAUUGUAGGCUUUUUAUUCUUAGUUUUCAAUGAUAGAAGGUAAUUUUUUUCAGUGGUAAUCAGAAGCUGUCUCAUGAAGACUAAUGAACCUCAAGAUAAAUUCUAAUGUACUUCACUGUUAAAUCUGAGCCCAGUAUGCUUUGUAGAAAGCUACGCAGGCCUUUUAUUGUUCUAAUUCAUACAGUACUAUCACUUACAGAAAGUGUUACACCAUAGAGGUCAGUUGCCCUUCAAAAUAUACACACAUCAAAUUCUGUUAAGAGUGAGUGUGUGUGUGUGUGUGCGCGCGCGUGCGUAUCAACACAAGUAGGACAGAUUUUGUCUAGUAGUCUGCGGUUGCACGGUUUCCUUAAAGGUUUUGUCAGUUAAAUCCUGAUGAUGAUGAUGCAGUAUAUUGUAGCUCAGUUGUGCAAGCCACUGUUUUUCACUAAUCUCUUCAGGCCUUAGUUUCUCUCAUAUAUAUAUGUGUGUAUAUACAGACACACACACAGAGGAAUGUUUGUUUAUAGCUCAGUGCAAGCCAUUAUUUUUCACUAAUCUCUUCAAGUCUUUAGUUUCUCCUAUAUGUUAUAUAGUACUAUCUAUCUGUAUAGAUAGUACUAUAUAGAGUGUGUGUGUGUGUGUGUGUGUGUGUGUGUGUGUGUAGUAUAUUAUAGUAUCCUAUAUAUGUUGAAUACUAAGCUUACCGAAAUGAUGCAGUCAGUUGGGUCAGCAAAACCUAUAGUUCAGUCUUUCUUAUGAGUAUGAAGCUUUCUGCAAUGUAACAUGAUUUAGCUGCUCUGAACCCUUAGACCCAGAAUGGCACUGAUGAAGAGAAAUUCAAUAUUUUCUUUAGCAUUGCUGUAGAAUCAGAAGUCCUGCAAGUAGUGUGUGACAAGCACAGGUCGCUGUUAAAAUGUGUGUACUUUUGCCUGUUGUCUAACGCUGCUGCACGAACACUUGACUUGAAAAGAGGAAGUAUAAAGACAUUAAUGAGGACUAUUGCCUGUAUAUGUGUGUUCUGUAGACAGAUCAUGCAAGGUUACCAAAACAUUUUUUGGUAAGUUUAAUGUUUCUUAUUUCAUAUUUAUGUAAAAUUGAAAUAUGUCCACUUGAGGUCUGAGCCCUUUCACUCAAUCAAACCAUGAUAAUGGGCUAAUAUCCAGUAAGAUUCUGAAACAAGUUAGUCUCUUCUGAUGUCAAGUAUCUCUCAUCUGUUCUCUUCCUGAGUAAUGUCUGAGUUCUGGACUUAGGCUUAAUGAAACCUGAGUGAGAUGGGAGCUUAGUGGAGUGCUUCACAAGCAAACCGCAAGCAACAGCCACAAAAAUAAUGGUUUCCUGAAAUGGUCUUUUUGAAUGGAAAUUGGGCAUAAUAUAAAUACUACUGCAAUAAUUUCUGAGCUAUAUCUACUGUUUAUUAAGCUGGGUUUGGGUAUGUUGUACCAUGUCUGAGAGAGUAAAAUUGCUAGUUUUCAUUGAGACUUACAAGCAUCUUUUUCUGUUGCUUACAUUUAUUGUUGAGUUUUUGGACAGCAGAAAUUAUUUUUCUCUCCAUUGAGGCAAAGUUCCAACCAAGAACAGAUAACACCUAAAUUACUUUAAAAAAGAAAAAGAAAGAAUAUGGAUUCACAUUAUAAACAUUAGAAGAUUUAUAAGUAAAGGCAUUGAUUCCUUGUAUCUGUUGAGAGUGUAUGGGCUUAUGCACUAGAAGUGUAAAGGUUGCUAAUAUAAUUAUUCACUAUUUAUCUUUGGAAAUGAUAAUAUGACUAUAAUUGUACCAUAUCCCCACUAGGAGUGUGGUAAACUGUGACAUAUGAUAGGGUUAGUUAAUUUUAUAAAACAUAUUCCAGCUUUCUGUUACAUUGUGACUUUAAGGUAGUUGCCUCAGUAAGAUUUUUUGAUCAGAUCCCCUGAUGAGAUUGUCUGCAUAAAGAUCAAAAAGCAAAAAUUUCUACUCAAGUUCUGGAUGAUAUCUGCCUUAAUUUUGAUCUUCACCUUUCUCUCAGUAGUGAGUCCACAACAGAAACUGUUGGUUUUGUUUUUGAGGGGGUAUGUGUUCUGUCAAUAAUCCAAGAAAAAAAAAAAGUCAGACAAUUCCUCAUGCUUAUAUACGAUUCCUCAAAAUGGAUUGUGUUUAGCGAGUGAGUUGUCUGGAGGCAAACUCCAUUAGAUAGGUUCACAAAUAGUAAGAAUACAAGUUAUAGUAGGUAGGCAAAAAAAGAAAGACUUGCAGUGUUUUCCCCCUUGUCUUAGUAUUUUUCCUUCCCAAAACAAACACUGCAGUAUACUGAUUGCACUCCUUUUAUUGGGUUGUGCUUUGAAUCUUAGAGUCACAGAUAUGUAUUAGUUAAAAAGAGUACUUAGAUAAAGACAUUGUUUACUGGAAAGAAGGCAAAAGUUUAGGUUAAGUGUGGUUCUUAUAGUGGAUUAAUCUUCAGACAAAAUCCAACCUUUCUGUAGCUGCUGACAGUGUCUUAAUGUCUACUUUUUGUAUUAUGACACUGUCUACAUUAAAUGUCCUGAAACUGACAUUCUAUAUGCAAACUUUUUACAGAUACAGUGCUACUUUCAAACAUAAAUAUAACACCUUGGUCGUGUAUUCACAGAAGCGUAAAUUCAUUUACAUAGAAGCAAUGGAGAAGUCAUUAAUGGAUAUUGACAGUGCACUUCCAGUGUUUUGUCUCAUGUAGUCAGGUGGUCUGUAACCUCUUGGUGACAUCAACAUCUGCCUCAUUUUUUAUGAGGCUAAAGCACAGAGAUGCUCCUAUCUGAUAAACAAGAUACACUUUUGGUCUGUGAAUUAAGUGUCUUAAGUUAGCCACCUCUUGGCUUUCUCCUGUGUUGGUAGCACAAUAUUCAAUGCACAAUGGCAGAAUUGUUGUAAUAUGGUGGGAUUUUUAAGUGUAAGCACAUCUUCAGUAUUUACCUUUUAAGGUAAAAAUUAAACUGGUAUGAUGUUACUUUAGAAGUAACGAUUUUUGGAUUCAUAGGAAACUUUGUUUACAGAUUGUAAUGGUGUUUGUUGUUGGCCCUGUUUCUCCAAUAUCUUUUACACAGUUGACUGUUUUAGUGUAAUAGAAAUUAAAGAAUUUAACAAGAAAUUAUUUUGUGUUUUGGUUCAGAAGUACCAUAUUAAAGCUUUAAAAAUAUCACCAACCACAGGAGCUGUGGGAAUAUUAAUCCUCCAUGCUCCCGAAGCCUCUUGUAAUCAUAUACAGCUUAGAGUGUCUCCUGUGUGCUUCAUGCUGUACAAACCAGAGAAGAGGUGGUCCCUGCCCUGAAGAAUCUACAGUCUAAAUUAGACCUGGGUAAGGCAGUCCUUAUUUACUGAAUAUACAUCACAGCACACAUGAGAAAUGGAGAGAAGGUCAAGUUUUCAAGAUGAAUUUUUAUAUCAAAUAUGUGAUUGUCUGGAUGAGUCUCUGCCAAUGUUCACAUACAUUAGGUUGAUGUCUUCCCUAUGGUAAUGUGGGGGACCUAGAGUAAACCAUUUAGUCAUAAAAUAUAACCCUAGCCCUUCCUGUUCCAAAAGAAACAUAAGGAUUUAAGGCCACUUGCUCUCAGUCUGUACUAUUUUUUCCUUGAAUUUCAUAAGUAUAACAUGAUACCCUUUAGCCCAAAUUGUCAAGAGUUUUGCAGAAAGCAAUGGGUGUAUCUGUUCUAGGCAAUUCAGUCUUGUUGCUAUUGUGUUCUAAAUAGCCAUCUUAUUGCAAAGUAUUAAGCACAAAGAGUAUCACUGAAUCUUUUCUUGUAUCUUACAUAUGCUCAGAUGAAACUAGAGCAUGCUGUUUUUAAAACCUACAGUAAAUCGUGUCAUUCAUAUCAAGUGAUUUUACGUGCAUAAUUAGGACCAAUACGGUUAAUUUAAAUAAAUAAAUAAACAAAUAUACUUCAUCUUGUUUGGAAAAACGAAUUAGAUACUUUUAACACUGUGAUCCCUGGCUUUUUCAAAUGUCAAAAUAAGGUCUAAUAGUCAUUGAUAAUGUUGUGAGGGAUAUUCUUGUCAAAAAAGCCAGCAUUUACAGAUACUAAAAUAAAUAUGGCAUUAGCCUUAGAGUAGCAUAUAAAUCAGACUAUCUCUGGUAUUGAAUAAGUGUGCAAAUAUACUGAUUAAAUGUGCCACUGGCAGAAAAGUG
Messenger RNA from Trachemys scripta elegans, 5841 nucleotides. RefSeq names its product limb region 1 protein homolog. Bases 51 to 1154 code for a protein of 367 amino acids. The record is from RefSeq and is a predicted model, not a curated record. The transcript has 13 exons. Lineage: Eukaryota; Metazoa; Chordata; Testudines; Emydidae. Gene Ontology annotation, biological process: signal transduction. Gene Ontology annotation, molecular function: transmembrane signaling receptor activity.